Molecule: messenger RNA, 1227 nt
Organism: Cygnus atratus (black swan)
Lineage: Eukaryota; Metazoa; Chordata; Aves; Anseriformes; Anatidae
Product: loricrin-like
Exons: 2
Coding region: 1-1227 (408 amino acids)
Source: RefSeq, a predicted model, not a curated record
AUGUGCUCCCGACAGAGCUCCGGAGGCUGCCAUGAGACAUCCUCCCAGUCCGGGGGGUGCCACAGCGGGGGCUCGUGCUGCCACGGGGGCAGCUCCUCCAGCUACCAGGCGCAGGGGGGCUCCUGCUGCGGUGGGGGCUCCUCAGGCUACGGCAUGGGAGGAGGAUACAGCAGCGGUGGCUCUUCAGGAUCAAAGAGCAUAAUUGGAGGUGGAGGCAGUGGAGGGUCCUCUGGGUGCUGCGGUGGUGGAUCCAGCAGUGGUGGGUCAUCAGGAGGCAAGAUCAUAAUUGUAGGAGGUGGAAGCAGCAGCGGUGGAUCCUCUGGGUGCUGCAGUGGAGGCUCCUCUGGCUCUGGCAUGGGAGGAGGAUAUAGCAGUGGUGGGUCUUCAGGAUCAAAGAGCAUUAUUGGAGGUGGAGGCAGUGGAGGGUCCUCUGGGUGCUGCGGUGGUGGAUCCAGCAGUGGAGGGGCUUCGGGUGGCAAGAUCAUAAUUGUAGGAGGUGGAAGCAGCAGCAGUGGAUCCUCUGGGUGCUGCGGUGGAGGAUCCAGCUACGGCAUGGGAGGAGGAUAUAGCAGUGGUGGCUCUUCAGGAUCAAAGAGCAUUAUUGGAGGUGGAAGCAGUGGAGGGUCCUCUGGGUGCUGUGGUGGUGGAUCCAGCAGUGGUGGGUCAUCAGGAGGCAAGAUCAUAAUUGUUGGAGGUGGAAGCAGCAGUGGAGGAUCCUCUGGGUGCUGCAGUGGGGGCUCCUCAGGCUACGGCAUGGGAGGAGGAUACAGCAGCAGUGGCUCUUCAGGAUCAAAGAGCAUUAUUGGAGGUGGAGGCAGUGGUGGUUCCUCUGGGUGCUGCGGUGGAGGAUCCAGCAGUGGUGGAUCAUCAGGAGGCAAGAUAAUAAUUGUUGGAGGUGGAAGCAGCAGCGGUGGAUCCUCUGGAUGCUGCGGUGGGGGCUCCUCAGGCUACAGCAUGGGAGGAGGAUCCAGCAGCAGCAGUGGAGGAUCUGGCCAGAAGAUCAUUGUGAGCUCUGGAGGUGGAGGAGGUGGCUCCUCAGGAUGCUGCUGCAGUGGGGGCUCUGGCGGUGGCGGUGGCAGUUCCUCAGGCCACACAAUCAUCAUCGGCUCCAGCGGAGGCAGUGGCGGGUCCUCCCAGUCCAUGCAGCAGAAAUGCCCCAUUGUCAUUCCCAGCACCCAGGGCCAUCAGACCAAGCAGGCCUGCCCCUGGCCCCCCAGCCACAAGUAA